This is a messenger RNA of Rhagoletis pomonella (apple maggot), 7559 nucleotides long. Its product is annotated as neuropathy target esterase sws-like. Gene Ontology annotation, biological process: phosphatidylcholine metabolic process. Bases 59 to 4390 code for a protein of 1443 amino acids. Lineage: Eukaryota; Metazoa; Arthropoda; Insecta; Diptera; Tephritidae. Gene Ontology annotation, molecular function: phosphatidylcholine lysophospholipase A1 activity. Gene Ontology annotation, cellular component: endoplasmic reticulum. The record is from RefSeq and is a predicted model, not a curated record. The transcript is spliced from 11 exons.
UCUCGCUUUUCUUUGAUGCCUCAUUUUUUAGGCGUACUUGUACAUAUGCGUGUCCCUAAUGACACUCAUCGUUAUCGGCUGGUAUAUAUUCUACAAACGAUGGCAACGUAAUAAGGAACGUCAACUGCAGUUGCUAGCACAAAUGCGCGACUCUUCGUCUGUGGGCGCUGGAGAUAUGACUGGGCUGCGUUUCCGUAAACGCGACAAAAUGCUUUUCUACGGCCGUCGAAUGCUGCGUAAAGUAAAGAACGUAUCCGGCCAGGUGUACGGCGGACAAGGACGCAAACGAAAAGCGGUGAUGCACUUCGCCAAACGUAUCCUGCAGCUACGGCGGGAAAACAUCCCAAUGCUUCUGAAUACUGCAGAGCCUCCAGCUGAGUAUCUACAAGAGGCGAUAGAAGGCAGCGAUCGCGUGCCGCCUGACGCUCUCUAUAUGCUGCAAAGCAUACGUAUUUUCGGGCACUUUGAAAAACCGAUUUUUCUGAAACUCUGUAAGCAUACAGAAGUGUUAACGUUGCAGCCUGGUGAUUUUCUCUUCAAGAUUACUGACUCCGACGAUAGCGUAUUCAUUGUGCAAUCCGGUUUAGUGCAUGUUUUCAUAUCGAACGCUGACGGCAGCACAUUGUCGUUGAAGACGGUGAAGAAGGGCGAAUCGGUGACAUCGCUUUUGAGCUUCAUCGAUGUGUUGUCGGGUAAUCCAAGCUUCUAUAAAACCGUCACAGCGAAGGCAAUGGAGAAAUCUGUUGUUAUCCGCCUACCGAUGCAGGCUUUCCAAGAGGUAUUCAACGAGAAUCCCGAUAUUAUGAUACGUGUUAUCCAAGUGAUUAUGGUGCGCUUGCAACGCGUACUCUUCACAGCACUGCGUACAUAUCUCGGUCUAAAUUCGGAGUUAGUUCAAAGCCAUAUGCGCAUUAAGAAGAGCGCUGGUGCCACAAUUUUGAAGACAUCGCCGUUGUUAAGACGCUUCACGCACCCAGACACAAUACAGCACUCUUUGUCGGAUUUUAUGCCGCCACCAGAUAUGUUGGUUGACUUGGCGCAUGACUCGGAACGUCACAUGGGCAUACAAGCGGCGCUGCCAAAUGCGCAGCAAACUGGUAAUGGCGCUAAUGCUAAUGGGGGUGGUGGUGGCGGUGGGGGUGGGCAGCCGACACUUGCGAAUUCGCGAGCGAACAGCAUUGGUAAUUUGGUAACGCGUCGCUAUUCUUUGGUACACGCCGAAGCGUUGGCGAAUGCCGCCAGUGCUGAAUUGGCCAGCCUGCGCGGCUAUGCAUUGGACAGUUUCUUACGUGAACUCGGCUUGCCGGAAGAGGAUCGCACGUUCAUAGAUCCUUACGUCGAAUUGAGCGAAGUGGAGGCGAAUAUUCCAUUGAUCAACGAAGGAAAUGUGGAUGAUAUCUGCAUUUGGAUAGUUCUCACGGGCGCUUUGAACGUGUAUCAAAGUAGCGUGGAUGUAACACGCACCGUUAAGACUGAACGUUCGGAUGUGUAUAUUUACACGGUGCACCCAGGUGAAAUUGUUGGUGGACUCGCUGUGCUGACGGGCGAGGCAAGCACGUACACAAUAAAAACCAAAUAUAUAACCCGACUUGCUUACAUACGACGUCCUGGCGUUUAUGCUAUAAUGCGCGAGCGCCCUCGUAUCGUGUUGGAUCUCGGCAAUUGUGAAGUGCGUCGUCUCUCGCCGCUGGUACGGCAAUGCGAUUAUGCGCUCGAUUGGAUUUUCCUAGAGUCUGGUCGUGCCGUCUAUCGACAGGAGGAGAAUAGCGAUAGUACUUAUAUUGUGCUAAGUGGACGCAUGCGUUCUGUGAUAACGCAAUCAAGUGGUAAAAAAGAAAUAAUAGGCGAGUACGGCAAAGGUGAUCUUGUGGGUCUCGUGGAAAUGAUAACGGAGACAUGUCGCACAACCACAGUGAUGGCUGUACGCGAUUCAGAACUUGCUAAAUUACCGGAAGGCCUAUUUAAUGCUAUCAAAUUGCGAUACCCGAUUGUUGUAACAAAACUCAUAAGCCUUCUGAGUCAUCGUAUAUUGGGCACGAUGCAGACGCGCCAUGGGAGCACAGCGGCGCCCUUGGAGGCAAAUCCGGUAACACACAAAUACUCUACUGUAGCGCUGGUGCCGGUAAGCGAUGAUGUACCGCUAACAGCAUUCACCUACGAGCUAUAUCACUCAUUGUGCGCAAUAGGUCCCACUUUACGUCUAACAUCCGAAGUGGUUCGCAAACAGCUCGGCAUGCACAUAUUCGAACCCAGCAACGAAUAUCGUAUGACCUCUUGGCUAGCGCAGCAGGAAGAUCGCAAUACCAUCACUCUAUAUCAGUGUGACUCUUCUCUCAGCGCUUGGACACAACGUUGCAUGCGCCAAGCGGACGUCGUACUUAUCGUGGGACUUGGUGAUCAUGCGCCAAUCGUUGGUAAAUUUGAACGAGAAAUCGAUCGUUUGGCAAUGCGCACACAAAAGGAGCUCGUACUGCUUUAUCACGAGUCGAUUAAUGCGAAACCGAAAAAUACACUGCAAUGGCUGAAUGUCAGGCCCUGGGUCACCAAACAUCACCAUUUGCAGUGCCCCAAGCGCAUGUUCACGCGCAAAAGUCAAUAUCGCAUUAACGAUCUGUACAGCCGUGUAUUAAUGUCCGAGCCAAAUAUGCAUUCGGAUUGUUCGCGCCUGGCACGUUGGCUGACUGGUAACUCAAUCGGGUUAGUUUUAGGUGGCGGCGGUGCACGCGGUGCUGCACAUAUCGGUAUGUUAAAGGCUAUACAAGAAGCUGGUAUACCGGUAGAUAUGGUGGGAGGUGUUAGCAUUGGCGCGCUAAUGGGUGCACUCUGGUGUUCAGAUCGUAAUGUAACAGCCGUUACACAGAAGGCUCGGGAAUGGUCAAAGAAAAUGACAAAAUGGUUCCUGCAAUUGCUCGAUCUCACUUAUCCAAUUACAUCGAUGUUCUCUGGACGUGAAUUCAACAAAACCAUUCGUGAUACCUUCGGUGAUGUGGCCAUUGAGGAUUUAUGGAUUCCGUAUUUUACACUAACGACUGAUAUUACCGCAAGCUGCCAUCGCAUACACACAAAUGGAUGUCUAUGGCGCUAUGCGCGUGCGAGCAUGUCCAUCGCGGGCGUUUUUCCACCAUUCUGCGAUUAUAGAGACGGUCAUUUACUGCUCGAUGGUUGUUACACCAAUAAUGUGCCAGCCGACGUAAUGCAUAAUUUGGGCGCCGCACAUAUUAUUGCCAUCGAUGUGGGCUCCCAAGACGAUAUGGAUUUGACGAACUAUGGCGAUGAUUUAUCUGGUUGGUGGUUGCUGUAUAAGAAAUGGAACCCCUUCACAACACCGGUGAAGGUGCCUGAUCUGCCCGAUAUACAGUCUCGUUUAGCGUAUGUUUCGUGUGUGCGCCAACUCGAGGAAGUGAAAAAUUCCGAAUACUGCGAAUAUAUUCGCCCGCCCAUUGACAAGUACAAAACGCUCGCCUUUGGCAGCUUCGAUGAAAUACGUGAUGUUGGUUACGUUUUUGGUAAAAACCACUUCGAUGCCAUGGCCAAAGCCGGACGCUUGGGACGCUUUAAUCAGUGGUUUAACAAGGAGCCUUCGAAGAAAGAGAAUCCUGGCACCCUAAGCGAUUAUACGUUCAUCGAUUUGGCACAUAUCGUUUGCAAAUUACCUGAAACCUAUAUAAGCAAUGAACAAUUGCACCAAGGUUAUCUCUUUAGCGAAGACGAGGACUACGACGGUUACAUAUCGGAGCCGUCGACGUACAAGCGGGUCAAAAUAAAGCGCACAGGCACCUCUUUGUCGCUCUCCGAAAACGAGAUGGAUUCCGACAUCGAAGUUGAUCUGUCUUUGGCCAUACGACAACAUCAUGCACAUCGUUCGCGUAGUACACCGCAUACCCCUGCCUCUGAAUCGAAUACAGGCGGCGAUCAAGUUGAUAACAAUGGGCGUGCCCACCACCUAGGCGGUGGCAGCAUUGUGCGUUUUGAUGGUAGUGUUGUUUUCAAAGGCAAUGGCGGUGGCGGUGGUGGCGGUUCGCAAAUUAGUAUAAGGAGUAGUGGAAGUAGUACUGAUUUCGUAACACCUUAUGAUGCGCUUAACAUCGAUGCAGUAGUGGAUGAGUUACCUUUAGAUCCGAUAGUUGCAAAAAAGGAAGAUGAGGUAAAAAAUCGACGGAAAGAGGUUAAUGUAACGACGACAACGCCGUUGAAAAGCGCUCAAAUCUUAGUUAAAGAAGAUGAACUGCGUACGCCUACGCCGAGUACUUCCAUUGCCAGUACGGUUGCCUCCAUGAAAAGCACUUACAGUUCAAAUGCCGAGUCUGCGACCACCCUGCAAAGCGCUGAUUUAAAUGAGGCGGCAACUCAGCCACCAACUACAUUAGAAAACACUUCAGAAGCGACGUAAUGAACGAUUGCGUGAAUUUAGUUAAGGACUUAAUUAUUUAAGUAAUAGAGUGUGUAUGUACCAUGUGACUGAGUGCAAGAUAUCUGUAAUCGAGAGAGAGAGAGAGAGGAAGUGACAAACAAGUACGAGUAUGCUUCGAGCGAGUUUGCAAUCAACUUCCUUAGCCAUAUAUUUACUAAAUACAAAGCAGUUGCUACAAAUUUCAAAAUGUCUGAAUUAAUUAUAAAUAAUUAUUGCGUUAAGCUCGACGACUUAUGAUCUUGUAUUGUGUUUGUAAUAAUCUUGCAACAAAGGAGACAAAAAUAAAUAAGUAAAGAGCAGUUUUUUGUAAGGGGAAUUAAAAUUUAACAAAUCGCACAUAUACACUUUAAAAGCGAGUAAGGAUAACUUUUCAACAAUUAAAUAGGUUAAUUUCAAGUUUUGAAUUCAUAACAUACGCACACAUGGGAUAAUUAUUUAGUAUUUCUUGCGAAUUAAGGUAAAUUUGAAAUCCGAGUCAUAAUUUUGAAUUAUUGUAAUCAAAAGCUUAUAGCUCAGUAGAAGUAAUGAUAUAUGCCAUAUAAACAUACAUAUACUUAUAUACAUACAUUAUCAUGGCUAUACCGAUUGUUACCGCACAUUUUGUAAGCGAAAAAAUUAAACAUUUUUUAACAAGAACUUUAUGGCCCUAUUAUAUAUGGCGACUGAUAGCCGAUAGGCAACCAUAUACUAAAAUUCGCAUUACGUAUGGCUACUGACUACUGAGUCUAGUAGCGGAAUAUUCUAUUUCCCGCUUAUUUGGUUUGGUUAUUUGUUUACACUUGUUAAACACAUUGGAUUCAAGUUUUCAAUUAUGUACUUCGAAAUGUUCAUGUCAAAAAAGUAAAUUCGGCUUUUGUCUGCGCGUUUUCUGUAUACUGAGAUUAAUCGCUAUACAUAAAACAACGUACGAUAUAUGUCGCCAUACAUAAUAGGACCAUUAGUUACCGGUCACAAAAUGUUUGUUACCAGGCCAGUGUAGCCCGUUUCUUUAACUCUUCUCUACCGAUUAUUUCUCUAGUGAUAGAUAAUAUACGUCAUUCUCUACUACUCAUUAGCAGUAGAGAACAGGGCGGCGAAUUCAUAUCACAAUUCGCCUUGAUAGAGAAUUGUUACAGAAACGAGCUACAGGUCUUACUAUGUAUAUUACGAGGGUUGCCUUUUAUAUUCUGCGCCUAAUACCGAAAACAGUAAAAUAACACUGAUGCCCAAAAAUUACCUUAAUAAAAGUUAAAUGAAAUUGAAAGGGUUAUUUUGUAUCUACAGCUAACCUGUAACUAAUCCACAUUUUUAAAAUAAAUCAGUCACCCUUAAUUUUUUUGCAACAGCAUUUAAGUCAAACUUAAUGAAAUACGCCAGAAACUGUAUUUAAUGAAGAAAAAGAAAUAAUCUUUAUUUAGGAUUUUCGGGAAUAUUUAGCAUCAGGUACAUCUCUUUUUAGUGUACAACAGUAGUCAGCUAACAAAUCUGGCCUCCAUUAUCCCUGGUACCAUUUUUCUAUGUUAAGAUAUAUCCCGAUGAACCGCUCGCCGUGUUCGGCAAAUUUUCAGGAGAAAAUUUUAAUAUGAGUGUAUGAAGUUUAUCUUGAGCGACAUAUUGCAUCCCAUAUUAUUGUAGGCUGUUAAAAGGUUGCUGACCAACUCUUCAAAGUUUUCGGCUUUGUGGUUUCCAAUAAAACUACGAACACCAUUUCAAAAACAUGUCCAUGCGGAUUUUUCGAUCGGAUUAAGUUUUUUUUUUAAAUAGUUCAUCAGCCAAUAGGUCUCUUAAUUUGUGGCCCUACUGUUUUUCAAAAUAUUCUCCUUGGAAGUCAAUACCCAUCUGCAUUCGCUUGAAUCAAUUUUUAAACUUUCAAAUUAUGCGGUAUCCAACGAGAGCAAAUCUUUAUGGACAAAUGUUCAUGCAAUGUAGAAUGUAUGCUGGUCUCGGUAAUGCCCAAGGAUGUCUCUAUCUCGCGAUAUGUCACAUGACGAUCUUGCGUUAUCAAUUGACGCACAACAUCGAUUGUUUGUGGCACAACAACAGUUUUUGAACGACCAUCACGAAAUUCAUGCUGCAAGGAUCGACGGCCAUGUUGGCGCUCGUACCAGCAUUUCACAGUGGCUAAGUGUGCAAAAGUCGAAGUAAGUUAAUCAAUGCACUCCUGUCUCGAUAAUCCACGUCGAAAAUCGUAAUAAAUCAUCACAAGAAAAUUUUCACGAGAAGAACAAUCUCACUGGAAAAAAAUAAAAUAAAGCUCGUAAAAGAGAACGUUAUAUGUAAGUUUAUGCUAAAAAAUACCAAACUUUUCGAUAAAAAAAUUUCGAAUUACAGCUCAUCACAAGUAGUGUUGCAAAGGCGCAAAAUAUAAAAAGCAACCCUCGUACACCUUUUUGCCUAUAUUUAGUAAUCUACAUAUCGAGUGCUUAUAUUCAACAACCUAUAUCUUCAUUUUUCACAAAAAUGCGAUUCUGAUAUAAAAAUCCACCUAACACUUAACUGUCAUUGGUGAUAUUAAUGCUGACCUUGUAUAACGCUUGACAGAAGAAUUUACAAUUACCUUGCAAAGUCGGAAUCAACAUCAGUGAUGACAGGCAAAUCCCAGAUGGGUUCUAACAUCACAAAGUAGUUUCUGUAAAAAUUGCACAUAGAGGGUAUUGAAUAUAAGCCCUCGAUAUGCUAUAUACAUAUCGCACAUUUGCUGCAAGGGUGUCAUAACCUAAAAUCGAGUUAAAAAUAUGCAGAAAUGAACGCUACCUGUUCUAUGUUGUGUAAAAAUUUGCAUUGCUGUAACGAAUACUAGUAACUCACUAGAACGAAAUAUGUAAGUAUUCAUUUUUACUAUGUGAGUAUACAUAUGUAUAUAAAUUCAAAACUUUAAAUGCCGUUAUUCUCGAAUUUUUGGAAAAUGACACUCUUUCAGUAAACGAUAUGUACCGUUACCUUAAUUUAGAAAGGCCCUAACUCAUUUUACUCUCUGUACAAAAGUGAGUAAAUUAUUCAACAGACUUAAUCGAACUUUAAAUCAACUACUACACCAAAAAAUUAGUUGCUGUUUAAUAAAAGCCAAUAUAACCAAAAAAAUUUCUACUGAAGAUCUUUAGUUUAUAUAAAAAUUGUAUAAAUACUCUGUAAAAAAGCGAAAAAAUGUCAGACAAAGCCUUUCUAUUUA